UUCCAGAUUCAAUUACUGUCAAAGAAAAAUCGUAAGUUCAAGGAGCGAUAGAAUUAUUUCCUUCACACUCUUGUGGUACAAUGAAAAUUCAUGCAAUAUAACAGUUUAUGAGGGGUCAAGCAACAAGGGUGAAAAUUAUGGAAAUGCUUGUCAGAAUAAAAUCAGUACCUACCACUCCAGAAAUAAUAGCCUUUUUAUUGAAUUCUUUUUAAAAGAGGAAACUGAUAAGGCAGGAUUUAUAGGCAGCAUCCAAAGUAAAGAACCAGAAUGUAAAGAACCCUACAACAAAUUUAUAAAUGGAGGAGAAAGUGGAUAUAUACAACCACCAUAUAAUAACAUUAUAUUGAUAACUCCACUAAAAUGCCAAUGGGCCCUAACAACUAACAGUAGUCACGUUUUUCAAAUAAAUUUGGUUAAGUUUGAAGAGUUGAGUUACCUUGAUAUCUAUGAUGGAAACACUCUAAUCGAGCAUUUGAAUGAUAAAAUCCAUCAGUAUACAACAAAGACCCCCAUGCUAGGUUUAUUCUACAACAAACCAAAUAUAUUCAGUUCUGGCUUCGUUCUCACUUACAAAACUAUUCCUAGAGUAAAGAAAACUUGUCCAGAAAAUAAAGUAUACAAAUAUCCUGGAAUUAAGGAUCAGUUUAUGAUAUCAACAGCUAGUGGAACUGAUUACAACUUGCCAGAUUAUUGCCAUUUCACACUUCACACAGAUGAAUCUUCCUACAUUGAAUUAGAUUUACAGCAACUUGAUAUUAACAACUCAUGUCUGCCAAGUUAUCUUGACAUGUCAAUAAAUAAUUUAUCUUUUCCAUCUGAAAUUGGUUAUUUUAAUCAUCAAGUCUCCAUGCAAGCAAAAAGUAUACACAUUCAAUACCUAAAGAAGACUCAAUGUAAAUUCCUCAUACUUUUUAAUGUUAAAUCUGUAACAGUUCCUUCCUGCUUUCUCAGCCCCACUAUUGAUGUCAUCAGUGGACCAAGAAGAUUCCUGAAUGUUCCACAAACUGCACCAUUUGACCUUGAUGUGUAUGUAUGUAAAUGGACAUUCAGAAUUAAACCAAACCAUAUUUUAUGGCUUGAGAUUAUAACAACAAACACAAGUGCAAUGUCAACUUACUCCUCUUUCUCAUACUAUGAUGGAAAAUCAUGGCAACUAUUACUGAAUAGUAAAAUGAGCACAUCCCAGACCACAUUUCAACUGAAGUAUAAAAUAAAACCAAGAUAUAAAAUUUGGCAUGCUUUUGGAAAUAUGAUUAUUAUUUAUAAUUCUGUAGUCCAAGAUGAAACACCUUCAACAACACAAAUAGAACUGUUAUCAAGAAUAACUUCCACAAGUAUAUGGAGAAAGGAAAAGCUACAUUCAAACAUAAGUAUGAUGUCAAACUGUAAAGAUAGAAUAAUUACUGAAACAACAAUACCAUACUGGAUUUACAUUACCUUGAUGUUGCUGAUUCUUAUUUACAUUGUGAUGGGAUGUUUAUGUUGGAUUCACUACAAAAGAAAGAUUUACAUUAAUACUGAAAGCUUCAUAUGUAAUAAAAACUUCCUCAAACAUGAAAACAUUGAAAUUUGAUUAAAACUCUUUUUUUUUCUUUCAGUGGAGAUGGGGUUUAAUGUUUAAAGUUUCUUCCCAUUUAAAUGCAAAAGAUUAAAAUGGAUCUACACAAUCACUCAAACUGCUACAAAUAACAGCCAAAUUUCAUUCAGAUUACACACUUCACUUUUAAGUGCAUAUUAUAUGUCUUCAGCAAGAUAAUUACAUUAAUUGCUGUCAUGCUACUGUAGGGCAUUGCCUGUGAACUCAUAAGAGAUGAACUGUAGAUGAGACCUCUACUGCAGACUAGUUAUCAAACUAGUUGGCAGAAAAGGGACUUCUGGUAAGGUGACAAAUGAGACCCGGACUUGAAUGGUGGAUUGUAUUCCUCUAACAUUGUAGAUGAUUAACACAGAAUAAACAACACUUCAACACAU
This is a messenger RNA of Octopus sinensis (East Asian common octopus), 1971 nucleotides long. RefSeq lists its product as uncharacterized. NCBI's taxonomy places the organism in Eukaryota, Metazoa, Mollusca, Cephalopoda, Octopoda, Octopodidae. The record is from RefSeq and is a predicted model, not a curated record. The transcript is spliced from 12 exons. The coding region runs from base 512 to 1573 and encodes 353 amino acids.